UCAGUUCCCACAUACUCUCUUAUCUCCUCUCUUUCUCUCACCAAGUUCCGAAGCUCCCAUGGAGAUCGGGAUCAAAAUGCCGACAGAAUGGGAAGAGAAAUCGGCGCUGUACGAGGCCUACAACGAGCUCCACGGUCUAGCCCAGGAGUUCCAGACGCCGUUCGACGCGCCGGCGGUGCUUGUCGUCGGCCACCAGACCGACGGCAAGAGCGCCCUCGUCGAAGCCCUAAUGGGAUUCCAGUUCAACCACGUCGGCGGCGGCACCAAGACCCGCCGUCCCAUCACCCUCCACAUGCGCUACCACCCCGACCGCGAGUCGCCGUUGUGCCGUCUCGUCUCCGACGCCGAUCCCGCUCUCGCCGAGGACAAGUCGCUCAAGGAAGUUCAGGCAUACAUUGAAGCUGAAAACAUGAGGUUGGAAAGUGAGCCUUCUCAAUUCUCCGCAAAAGAAAUAAUCAUUAACGUGGAGUACAAGUAUUGCCCAAAUCUCACCAUUAUAGAUACUCCUGGACUCAUUGCUCCUGCUCCUGGUCGAAAGAAUCGAGAAUUACAGGCUCAAGCUCGUGCAGUGGAGUCACUAGUCCGAACAAAAAUGCAGCAUAAAGAAUUUAUUAUAUUGUGUCUUGAAGAUUGCAGUGACUGGAGCAAUGCAACUACAAGAAGGGUGGUGAUGCAAAUUGAUCCUGAGCUUUCAAGAACUGUUAUUGUCUCAACCAAGCUUGAUACCAAGAUACCCCAGUUUGCACGUUCAUCAGAUGUGGAAGUAUUCCUUUCACCUCCUGCAUGCACGCUUGAUGGCUUCAUACUUGGUGACUCUCCCUUCUUUACAUCUGUCCCUUCUGGAAGAGUUGGUUCUGGGCCCGAUUCAGUUUAUAGAUCAAAUGACGAGUUUAAACAGGCAAUUUCCUUAAGGGAGAUGGAAGAUGUUGCAUCAUUGGAGGAGAAAUUGGGCAGGUUGCUUUCAGUGCAAGAAAGAAGUAGAAUAGGUGUUAGCAAACUCAGGUUGUUUUUGGAAGAAUUGUUACAGAAGAGGUACAUGGAUAGCGUUCCAUCAAUCAUUCCCCUUCUUGAAAAGGAAUACAGAAGCACAACAAGAAAGAUGAAUGAAAUAAAUCAAGAACUCAGCACUUUGGAUGAAGUAAAACUAAAGGAGAAAGGAAGAGAUGAUCUGUUCUUGACCAAGCUGUCAUUGCUGUUGAAAGGAACAGUUGUUGCACCUCCAGAUAAAUUUGGUGAAACAUUGCAAGAUGAGAGAACCAAUGGGGGAGCAUUUGUUGGUAUUGAUGGUCUUCAGAUCCCUCACAAGCUUAUACCUAAUGCAGGAAUGCGUUUAUAUGGAGGAGCACAGUAUCAUCGUGCCAUGGCUGAUUUCCGCUUUAUUGUUGGAGGAACCAAAUGCCCUCCAAUUACGCGGGAAGAAAUUGUAAAUGCUUGUGGAGUUGAAGACAUACAUGAUGGAACAAACUAUUCGAGGACAGCCUGUGUUAUAGCUGUUGCAAAGGCUCGUGAUACCUUUGAACCAUUUCUUUGUCAGUUAGGUUCUAGACUCUUGCACAUCCUAAAGAGAUUGCUUCCAAUUUCCGUCCAUCUUUUAAAGAAAGAUGGUGAGUAUCUAAGUGGUCAUGACAUGUUUAUCAGACGUGUUGCUGCUGCCUACAACAACUUUGCGGAAGCUACUGAAAGAGCUUGCCGUGAAAAAUGCAUGGAAGAUUUAAUAAGCACCACCCGAUAUGUCACGUGGUCUCUUCACAACAAGAAUCGAGCUGGAUUACGUCAGUUCUUAGACUCGUUUGCUGGAACAGAACAGUCCACUGUUGGUGUUACUGUAUCUGCUGGACUUUCUCAAGAUCUGUCAUAUGGAUCAGGCAAUGAGAAGCAGGAAUCAAAGCCGAGGGCAGAUGUGAAGCUGAGUCAUCUGGCUUCUGGAAUUGACUCAACCUCUGUUGUGCAGACAACAGAAACAAAGCUUGCUGAUCUUUUAGACAGCACACUUUGGAAUAGGAAGCUCGCUCCUUCCUCUGAACGGAUUGUUUAUGCUUUGGUACAGCAGAUAUUUCAUGGAAUUAGAGAAUAUUUCUUGGCCUCUGCUGAAUUGAAGUUCAACUGUUUUCUUCUGAUGCCAGUUGUAGACAAGUUGCCUGCUCUACUCGGGGAGGACUUAGAAUCUGCUUUUGAAGAUGACAUGGAUAAUAUUUUCGAUAUCAGCAAUCUAAGACAUUCAUUAGGCCAGAGAAAACGAGAUGCAGAAAUCGAGCUGAAAAGAAUACAGAGGCUCAAGGAGAAGUUCCGCUCGAUACACAAGCAGAUUUGUUUGCAUCAAGUUGAUUUAAAACCUGGUUCCAACUCGCAGCAGUGAUUCCUCAUUUAUGUUGGGAUAAUAUUUAUUUGUAUUUGUCAACUGGAACUUCUUUUAUUGUUGUCAUGAACGAAGAAAAGUCAGAAAAGUUGAAGUUUCGUUGUGGUUGGCCUCGAGUAGAUGACCUUAAACUAAUGUAUGAACAGAUGGCCUUGAGUAGAUGACCUUAAAUGGAAUGUUGAUAUUUUGAGCCUUGCCAUAGCUUUUUGUG
This is a messenger RNA of Morus notabilis, 2567 nucleotides long. RefSeq names its product dynamin-like protein ARC5. The transcript has 17 exons. Gene Ontology annotation, molecular function: GTPase activity; GTP binding; microtubule binding. The coding region runs from base 59 to 2356 and encodes 765 amino acids. Lineage: Eukaryota; Viridiplantae; Streptophyta; Magnoliopsida; Rosales; Moraceae. The record is from RefSeq and is a predicted model, not a curated record. Gene Ontology annotation, cellular component: membrane; cytoplasm; microtubule.